Messenger RNA from Ruditapes philippinarum (Manila clam), 2311 nucleotides. RefSeq names its product multiple epidermal growth factor-like domains protein 10. Gene Ontology annotation, molecular function: scavenger receptor activity. The annotation marks the transcript as partial. NCBI's taxonomy places the organism in Eukaryota, Metazoa, Mollusca, Bivalvia, Venerida, Veneridae. The record is from RefSeq and is a predicted model, not a curated record. The transcript is spliced from 8 exons.
GAUGUGAUAACGGUAACUAUGGUGAUAAAUGCGCCAAUCAAUGCAAUACUAAUUGUAAAGAGGGAGACACAAUAUGUAGACAUACAGAUGGAGAAUGUUUGAAUGGUUGCCAGGCAGGGUGGAAUGGUAAAACAUGUGAUUCAAAAUGUAUGUCCGGAAAGUUUGGUCAAGGAUGUGAGAAGAAUUGUCCGUCAAACUGUUAUGGCGAUGCAUGUGGCUUUAUCAAUGGCAAUUGUGUUGAAGGUUGCAAGCCAGGUUUUCAAGGAAACAAGUGUGAAGAAAAGUGCCAAGCCGAAAAAUAUGGUGUAGGAUGUAAAGAGAAUUGUUCAGCAAAUUGCAAAACUCGUGUUUGUAAUCAUGUCAACGGCAAUUGUAGUGAAGGGUGCAACCCGGGUUAUCGAGAAAAGACGUGUGAAGAAGAAUGUAAUAACGGUAACUAUGGUGAUAAUUGCGCCUAUCAAUGCAGUGUUCAUUGUAAAAAGGGAGGCAUAAUAUGUAGACAUACAGAUGGAGAAUGUUUGAAUGGUUGCCAGGCAGGAUGGAAUGGUAAAAAAUGUGAUUCAAAAUGUUUGCCUGGGAAAUUUGGUAUUCAAUGUAAGGAGAGUUGUCCUUCAAAUUGUAAACAUGAUGUGUGUGGUUAUCUUAAUGGCGAUUGUAAUGAAGGGUGUAAGUCAGGCUUUCAAGGAAACAAGUGUAAAGAAAUUUCAGAUAAGGUUUUAAGUGACACAAAACCGUGUACAGGAUGUCAUGAAACACCAAAACUGAAAAUAGGUUUGAUAUGUGUCGGAAUCCUUUGUGCCAUUCUUGUUGUGUACGCUACAGUUAUAACGAUCUUGUGUAAACGUAAUACAACGCAUAACAAACAAGAUGGGACUGGUGGCAGUUGCAAUGAAAGGAGCUAUGAUUAUGCUAAUGCAAAUGUAACGAAUAUAAAAGAAACUGUAACAGCUGUAGCAGCAACAGUAGCAGCAUCUGAACAAGCAAGACUUGACGAUGAAUAUCAUCAAUAUACAGAUCCUACUCCCGAUACGAGAGAUGUCGGAGCAACAUAUGAAAAUAUUCAGCUUGAAUGACCAUUACUAUAAAAAAAAGUGUUUCAUAACGUGUUUUGACAAGGUGUUUAGUGUACUCCCUUACAAUCUAAUGAAUUUGUUCAGUCCUUUAGAUUCGAUAUGACAAUGAUACUUCUUUUAAUAGGACUUUGUCCUUUAAAAUAUUAUGUGCGUUGCGUUGAAUAUUAUGUUAAAACAGCCACCAGGAUUGUCGCACACUUCACUACCAUUUAAAAGUGUCGUUAACAUUAAUUAAUCAUUUUACAUUAUAUAUUUAGGGUUGAUUAAGAAUAAUUGACUAAAAUUACGCAUUUUUUUCAAAUUCCAAUCCGAUUAUUUUCCGGCAUUAUAUAUUUCUCCAAUCGGUUUUCUUAUUAUCUAAGAAUGUGUUUAAUACGUAUUUUAAUGCAUUAUCUUCAUUCUUGAUGAAUCAAUUUAAGCAUUUUUCGAAACAAUGAAAAGGGUUUUUCCAUUUAUUGUAACUGGCAAAAGUUUCGACUGGAAUAAACCCUUACUGAAUAUUUUACCUAUUGGAUUUUUUUUUCAAUAUUUUUUGAGAAAUAAAUUAUAUCGGAAUUAAUUCAAAUGAAAAUUUAUCCUAUUUGAAUUUUAAAAAAAUACUUAAGAUAGGUUUAUGUAUUUUCCAGACUAAAUAAAGGUAAAAUGCAUAGGUUAGUAAAAAUGACCGUUUCACAGCAUUGUUGGAAUAAUUUCAGAUAUCCUUUUCUUUAUGCUGAUUAAAAUAAUGUACUGAUGAAUUCGCUGUCUCCUUGCGGAUAAGAAGAGACAUAUCACGGGGCAAUCAAAAUAUUAGAAAUUUCAGACUUAGAUUUAGCAAAGCUUUUAACUGAAACUUAUUUUAAAAUUGUUUUGUAUAAACAACCAGUUUUGAUAUGUACUUAGGCUUAUGACAUCAAUCAAGGAUGUCGCCCUAUAAAUAUUAGGGUUGAACACACUAACUUCUAUAGUGAGUAAACCAGGUAUCCAUACUUAUCUACUUAGGAAAUAACAUCGGCCUUGACAGGUGUAUUUCGGCUAUUUAACACUGAUUUGGAGUUUUGAUGCGUAGAAAUUGACCACGAAGGCUAAGGCCUGAAUGGUUAAUUUUGUCGCAUCAAAACGACAAAACCGGUGUUAAAUAGCCGAUAUACACCUCUCAGGCCGAUGUUAUUUCGAUUCUAAACGAUAAAAUAAGGAAAAUCACUUAUGUUAUUUUUCAAGCGGAAAUAACUUCCGGUGCCGAUUUUCGUAUAACGCUG